Molecule: messenger RNA, 1944 nt
Organism: Alternaria rosae
Lineage: Eukaryota; Fungi; Ascomycota; Dothideomycetes; Pleosporales; Pleosporaceae
Exons: 1
Coding region: 1-1944 (647 amino acids)
Source: RefSeq, a predicted model, not a curated record
AUGGCGACAGCUCCUUCCUUCUGGGCUGCUGGUGGUAGCAAGAUCAAGUCCGCAGACUCUCGGAACCCCAAGAUCGCAGAAGCGCCGGCCAAGUCUAAACCAGACCCUCAACAGAAGAAGGGUCUCGUACUGAAGGGCAUGACUAACGGCCAGACCACCAGCGGUGCAUCGAUUGGUCUUUACCCAAAGGCCGCUGUUGGCAAGAGAACCAACUGGGCCGACGAGGACGAUGAUGAUACCACUUUUAUCACCGAGUUCAUGAGCCAAGACCCCAAGAUCGCCGCUCUCGAGACCACUGUUGCCCUCAAAGAGGAGCGCAUCAAGGAGUUGGACGCACUGGUGGAAACCAAGGCGCUUCGAAUUGCGGAGCUGCAAGGCGCAGUCCAAGACAAGGAUAUUCAUGUCGGCGAUCUCGAGACGGAGAUUCAAAAGAAGGAUGUUGAGAUUGAGAAGCUCAAGAAGGUGAAUAGCGAUCAGCUCGCUCACAACCAGGAGCUUCUGCGCGAGGCUGGAGAGAAAGACAACCAGAUCAAGAACCUGAAGGCUGAGCUAGAAGAGAAGGUUUCGACAAUUGGUAACCUUGAGGAAGCGAAGAAGGCUGCGGCCAUUAGCAGCUUCGAGCAGGAGUCGGCCGCACUAGUCCCUAUCCCCACGAACGACGAGGUGACCACUGAGGAUGAACGCAAGAACGAAGUAUCGGAGAGCAUUAAGUCUAAUGGCGCCGAUGUCGUUACUGAGAAGGAUAUCAAGGCCGAGGAAACCGCAUCGGUGGCUUCUGGUUCAGAGAGCUUUGUGAUCAUCGAUCCUCCCGUGACUGAGGGCCUCCAGGAUGAGAAGCCCGCGACCGUCAUCACUAAACAGUCCGAAGAGACCGGAGUGGCCAAUAACACUAGCGGUCCAGCCCUCCUAACCUCCCAUUUUCCCACGUUCGUGACCAAGGAGACACUGAAGGUCGUUCCACCGACCCCGAAGCCCAAGACCCUGACCCUUGGCAUUGACAUGUCGAGGUACGGAAAGAAGCCAGUCGUGUCGACUGCUGCGAAGACUCCGCGCCCAUCGUCGCCCGUGGCCGAGCUGAAUGGCCAUACCACACCUUGGGGUCAUUCAUCUAGACAGGCGCGCGACAAGACGGGUGCCAUGCCAGAGCUCAACCCCUCGGCUGACAUUCGUCACAUGCCGCAUGGGCAGCGCGUCGUCUUCGGCAACGGUCCCGAGGUCAUUAUCAAGCUUGGAGAGGUCAAACUGGCCACUAUUCCCAAGUAUGUCCUAAUGCAGUGCUCAGGCAAGGCUUACAAGCACUUUACUGCUAACCCCGAUGCGACCUCUUGGGUUCUUCCCGCCGGUUCAAUGGACGCGGAUGCUGCGACGGCGCACGUAAAGUGGAUGGACGAGAUGACGUAUCAGAGCAGGGUCUACUCUGUCCGACUGCAGACUGAGACGGUAUAUGACAAGAAGAACUUGCAUAUCUGCCGCGCUGCCCGUGUCUUAGGUCUCAACAACACCUACGUGGCUCAGUUCACCAAGCAAUUCUGCGACCGUAUCCGCGCCCAGGAUGUGUCGUUCGAGUUCAUGGACCUUCUUUGCCAGUUGGCAUACCCGGAGAACGACCCGGUCUUUGACUGCCUGGUUCACAACCUUGUCAACCAGAAGAAGGUUGGCAACACCAAGGGUGCGGCCGAUUUGGAGAAGUUGGUGGCCAAGCAUCAGUCACUGAAGGACAAGGCGGAGAAGAUUGAGAAGCGCAUCGGAGGCCGUCCACGCAAGACCUGGAACUCACCCGAGGGUAGUACGCGUGGUGGGAGCAACGAGCGCAGCUGCGGCGUUGGCGGCAAGGGUGGGAACCGUGGACAGUCGGCACCGAGCCACAAGCCUGUCACUCCAGCGCCAGGAAACAAGCCCGUUGCCCCGGCGGCUGGUGAGGCGUUGUUCACUACUCUCCACUAG